UGUAUCGAUAUAUCUGUUAACUGUUAUCGGCGCCUCUGUUAACGCAUCAACAAAAUUAAAAUGUAAACAAAAGUACAUUUUAAGCCCUAAAAUACUAAAAAUAAAGGAUAAUGUCGACUUUUACCAAGAAAAUCGAUUGGAAGCCGGAGCUGGUGAAACACCUGCUGGAUUUGUUGAAACAGCAACCCAACCUGUACGACCCCAAGCACAUCUUCUACCAGGACAAGCGAGUUCGCAGCGAAUCCCUGCAACUGAUCCUAACGGCCCUGCGUCCCAAGUGCCCCCACCUCACCGUGGAGGACAUCAAGAUCAAAUACGGCGCCCUCAGGAGUCACUUUUUGGCUUUGAAUCGCCGCAAUGCCUCGGAUAUGCCGGCGGGCAGUAAACUGCAGCUUCCCUACUGGUAUGAGCAUAUGGAGUUCCUGCGCCCACACAUCCGUGGCAUCCGGAUGCGGGUGGACGAGGGCGGUGGCGGAAAUCUGGGCAGCAGUGCCAAGAAAUUCAAGCAGGAUGACCACCUGGAGGCAUUGGAUUCAAUUUUAGGAACCAAGGAGAAUAAUGCGGUCCUUCCCCUGACCGAGGAGAGCUCCGAGGACGAUGAACUGAGCCACAUUAGCUUCGUUCCGCAGCGUCAUCAUCAUCCUGCUCCAUCGGAGGAGCGGUCGCCAUACGAACCGAUCCUGAACAUAGCCAAGGAUGCCCUCCAGAAGCUGGCCCAGCGCCAGAGAUACUCCCCCGAUGUGGACGCCUUCGGCGAGGUGAUCAAGGCCGAGAUGCAGUCCAUCCAGAAUCCCAGCCAGCGCAAGAGACUGAGAAACAAACUAAUGAAGGUGAUUAUCGAGCAUUCCGAGGAUGAUUAGCCAGCAGCUCUUAUUAAUAGUUAGUUCUAAACUAAAGUAGAGGAAUUUU
Drosophila ananassae is the source of this 909-nucleotide messenger RNA. RefSeq lists its product as uncharacterized. Lineage: Eukaryota; Metazoa; Arthropoda; Insecta; Diptera; Drosophilidae. Gene Ontology annotation, biological process: regulation of transcription by RNA polymerase II. The record is from RefSeq and is a predicted model, not a curated record. The coding region runs from base 111 to 860 and encodes 249 amino acids. The transcript has 3 exons. Gene Ontology annotation, cellular component: transcription regulator complex; nucleus.